AUGGCGUGCUCAGUAGAUGCCCCCUCCCUCAAGGACCUGCCCAAGGUAGCCAACGACCUGAAGAGUCAGUUGGAAGGCUUCAACCAGAGCUGCCUGCGUGACGUAGACACUAAUGAGAAGAUUGUGCUGCCAUCUGCCGAAGAUGUUGCCACUGAAAAAACUCAAAAGUCCCUGUUCGAUGGCAUUGAAAAGUUCGAUGCUACCAGGUUGAAGCACACAGAAACACAGGAAAAGAACCCUCUUCCUGACAAAGAUGUUGUUGCCGCGGAGAAACAGCACCAGAAUUUAUUGGACGGCGUUGAACACUUCGACAAGACCCAGAUGAAGCAUACCACGACAGAAGAAAAGAACCCAUUACCGCCUAUUGAAGCUAUUGAGGCGGAGAAGGAAAAGAACAAAUUCUUGAACGGCAUUGAGAACUUCGACCCUACCAAGCUGAAGCACACUGAGACGUGCGAGAAGAACCCUCUCCCCACCAAGGACGUCAUCGAGCAGGAGAAAACAGCCUGA
Molecule: messenger RNA, 510 nt
Organism: Spodoptera littoralis (African cotton leafworm)
Lineage: Eukaryota; Metazoa; Arthropoda; Insecta; Lepidoptera; Noctuidae
Source: the annotation of a GenBank genome assembly